Messenger RNA from Acanthoscelides obtectus, 315 nucleotides. The record is from the annotation of a GenBank genome assembly. Lineage: Eukaryota; Metazoa; Arthropoda; Insecta; Coleoptera; Chrysomelidae.
AUGGUACUACCGUUUAGUUCAGCUAACAACAAUAGCACCAACAACAGCAAUUUUAAAGGUCAAAACAGAUCAACACCUAUUGAUAAAGAGAUUCAUGUUGGUAAAACAGUUAGUAGCAAACAAGAGAGCAAGACAUUAACAUCUGAAAAUAUACAAUUUCUACAGUUGCUUGGCUUUAAGAGUAUCUUCAAACAUGAUCCAUCCAUCCACAACAUUACCAUAAUGUGUGGAAGGACAACAAUAAUAAUAACACAAUAGCAAUAGCAAAACAGUGGAGAGAGAGAGAGAACAAAAGAUAAAUAUAUAAUGUUACUU